AUGAAACCUAAAUUAGCAAAACGAUCGGUACCUAAUAAAAACACUCAACAACGUUCAUUCCCAACUCAGACAAAGCUCGUACCUAUUCCGCAUGUUGAAAAUCACAUCUCCUCUUCGUCGAAUGCAAAUGAUGUAUGUACAGAAACGUAUCAUUCGGAUUCUUCAACCUUAUGUUUAAAACCUAAUGUACCAUUGAGAACUGAAAGAUUACUUAAACGUGAUUUAUUGCGUUGUAGCAAUCAGCGUCCAUCAUUUCUUGGUCUGCAAACUCUACAACCACCGCGCAUUCAUCCCGGAUCACAACCAAUCCAUUCGAUUGUCCCAACACCAUUACACCAUGCAAAUAGCAAACGCUCGAGUUCUCUAUCAGAUAAUCCACAAACUCUUCAAGCAACGAUCGAUCGUAUCGGUCCCUGGCCAGAUGUGUCAAUAAAUUAUAUUCGUUCUCAAGGAAAUGAUCCACUUCAACCACUGAAAAACUUUCGCCAUGCGAAAAAUCCUUAUUCACUUUCUACGAAAUACUAUUCGACAUUAAGUGAUCAUCAUACGAAAUUUAAAUUCCAUCCGUCGAAACGAUCUUAUAUUGAAGAUUACCGUAAACAAAAAGGUUACUUGUUAAGUUCUCAUCCACGUCUUCAGCGAAAGUCUUUAUCAACUUCGUCACUCGGACGAAUCAAACAUCUUGAUAAUGGUGACGAUGAGGAUGACGAUCAAGUUUCGAUUCACGGUACAGUUAGUGGACCGUCUGGUAGUUUCACAGCUCGCGAUCACUCAGAGUUCUCUACGACAAAUUUAUCCAUACAUUCUCGCGGAAUUUCGAAAUCUGUCGACGAUAUUGUUCAUCAUAUUAACAAUGAUCAUUCAUCAAGUAAUUCACAUCUACCGAGUAUUCCACUUCGAAAUAAUCAACAAUUUCGAACCCUUCGUCGUGAUCAACAACAGCUAGCGUUCUUACCAGCAAUAAAUCCUCCUGCAUAUCAAUAUGUAAAUAGUAUCAAUUCGAUUGAACCGUCUUAUAAUGAUCAUAGGAAAUUACACAAUCCAUCGAAAGUUUAUUUUAUCGACGGACGACAACAGAAAAGUGAAAACGAGAUUGCGACCCGUGCACAAGGUUACUUUGAACUUCGAACUACCGGUAGCCCGAUAAUGCCAGAAAAAGACAGAGUGGCAGCUGUGGUAAUCUAUCAAUUAGCUCGUCGAACAUAA
Molecule: messenger RNA, 1206 nt
Organism: Adineta ricciae
Lineage: Eukaryota; Metazoa; Rotifera; Eurotatoria; Adinetida; Adinetidae
Source: the annotation of a GenBank genome assembly